This is a messenger RNA of Anguilla rostrata (American eel), 3916 nucleotides long. RefSeq names its product transmembrane channel-like 4 (gene tmc4). The record is from RefSeq and is a predicted model, not a curated record. Bases 1014 to 2894 code for a protein of 626 amino acids. Gene Ontology annotation, molecular function: mechanosensitive monoatomic ion channel activity. NCBI's taxonomy places the organism in Eukaryota, Metazoa, Chordata, Actinopteri, Anguilliformes, Anguillidae. Gene Ontology annotation, cellular component: plasma membrane. The transcript has 17 exons.
CUGACCAUAUACAUGCAGUAAAUACCAGGGGUUUAAUUCAUUAGACGGGUUUCUUCACUUUAAAAUGAGUAACCUGUUUCUGUUCUGCACUGACAUAUGCGCACACAAGCGUUCACUGACUUGAUUUGUUUAUUUUGGUAUAAUUUUGUCCUGUCUGACAGCACGCAUGCAUGCAUGCUCUGAUACCAAGCAUAUUCAUGAAAGGAUUAUCACUGCAUGCUAAAAAUUCAUCCAUGCAACUAUGCUCCUAUGCCAGUCAUAUUAUACCAUUUGAAAUUAUCUAGACAUUACUUACUGAAGCAGGAAUAUAUAGUCUGAUUACAUAGUUUCUUAUAAAUUAACAUAUCACAGUGAAAUAUGGUCUACAAAGUGUGAUAUGGUCUACAAAGGGUUUUUAUAUUACAAUACAAAUUAUGAAACUUCAUGAGUUUAUGUUCACAUUUCAUACCUUAAUCCUUAUUGUGAGUUUCAGGAGGCAAGAUUGUCAUCCAACAUGCACACUGAAUACAUGCUCUGAAUGGGUUAAUAAGUACAAGGAAGUUUCAGACGAUGGAAAUAAAUGGUCAUUUGCAUGUGAAACAAAGUUCAGGUGAAAGCUUUCCGGAUUGAAUGCGAUAGAGCAAGGGAGCGUUUUCUGCCGUAUGCGAUGACCCGCGUCAAAAUAUAAAGUUGUGUAUCAGAACUGGUUUCUCGACAGGGUACUGCGGAAGGCACUGGUGCCGUGUUGUGGACUUGCUGUUAAGGGCAAUUUUCAUGUUUCCUCAUGGACUGGAAUGGAUCACAGAGACAUGGCUCUGCCAUGGGAGUGCCCUCCAAAAUCACACCUUGAUAAAGAUGACCAAAAAGGCUACAUAAAAUAAACAGGUUACCCUAGUUACCCUAGUCCACAAGAGUCACUGAGGUUGAGGAGAAGACCCACUAAUGUUGCUGACCAGAGCUCACCUCAGUUUAACUGGAACCCAGAUCGGAAGGAAGAUGAGAAGAGACAAGACCUCAAAGAGCUACCUUUACCCAUGGCACUCAAAAAAUCUAUUUGGCAGGUGCAGCAGAUGAAGAUACCAGCCGUGUCACGCUGGCAGUCCUGGAAGAUGCAGAAGUCAAAAACACUGAAGAGGUUCCGAGAAAGUUCUGGAGGCGCCCUAGCCUAUGUCGCCCUGUGGCGUCGAGUUCUACAAAAGAUAGGGGGACACUUUGGUGGCGGUGUCCAGUCCUACUUCCUGUUUCUGCGCUUCUUGGUGGUGCUGAACUUCCUGUCAUUCCUGUUGAUUGCAUCUUUUGUCCUGGUCCCAAGUAUCGUCUUUCAGUCCCAUAACUCUGGCAACAAUAAUACAGUCAACAUCAGUGCUGGUAAGGAGGAAUGUACAACAUAUGACCCCAAUCCUCAAGGCUUGGUUCAUUUCUAUACCUAUUUCAUCGACUUACUUACUGGAACGGGCUUUAUGGAAUACUCGUACCUCUUCUAUGGUUAUUACAACAACACUGAGGUGAUAACGAAUGACUUCUCGUAUAAUAUUCCCCUCGCGUAUUUGCUCACAGCAGGCUUCUACUUCAUCUUCUGCCUGAUCUGCAUAGUCAUUCGGAUGGGGAGCGCAGUCCGCAUUGCGGUUAAAACGGGGGGAAAGGCGGUGGGAGGCUACAGCAUGCUGGUCUUCACGGGCUGGGAUUACGGCCUUCAGGGGGAUCGAGCCGUCAGACUGAAGCAGAACAACAUACGCUAUCGGCUGCAGGUGGAUCUGGAGGAGGAGCGCAUCAAGCUGAAAGCCGCGUCCCUGACCCUGGCUCAGAUCGUAGGCCUGUAUUCUCUGCGUGCGUUCCUCAACCUCAUCGUCCUCGCGCUCAUCGGCGGGUCUUUCUACGGCAUCUUCCUGGCGACGGAGUUCAGCCAGGGGUAUCAAGGGACAGACUUUGUGAGUCUGGUGGUGGAGUACUUGCCUUCCAUCGUCAUUACGGCAGCCAACUUCCUGGUGCCUUUCCUGUGUGAUCAGAUAGCCCUGCUGGAGAGACACUCCCCCAGCACCACCGUCAUCCUGGCUCUCCUCAGGGCCGUGUUUCUGCGCAUGGUCAGCCUGGGAGUUCUGCUUUUCACCCUGUGGAGCCAGAUCACUUGCAGAACGGCCGAGAGGGGAACGUGUCAGCCCUGCGGAUACAACCACACAUUGUAUCCGUGUUGGGAAACCAGAGUGGGCCAGGAGAUGUACAAACUGGCCAUGUUUGACUUCAUAACUGUCAUUGCUGUUAUGAUACUUGUGGAAUUUCCACGCAGGAUGGUGGUCGAUCACUGCUCUUGUAAGCUGGUGAAGUUUGUGGGGCGCCAGGAAUUUGUUGUUCCUCAGAACGUCUUAGGCCUGGUCUAUGGACAAACAGUGGUGUGGGUUGGUGCCCUGUUCUGUCCACUUCUACCUGUCAUCAACACCGUCAAAUUCGUCAUCAUCUUCUACUGCAAAAGGAUCACUCUGUUUUACAACUGCCGCCCUGCGGACCGAACCUUUCGCUCCACCAGCUCCAACUUCUUCUUCCUUCUGGUGCUCCUCUUCGGCUGGAUGCUGGCCUGUUUGACUCUGAUAUACAGCGUGGCAGUUAUCCAUCCGUCAAUGAGCUGUGGCCCCUUUCUUUCUCUCACGACGAUGUGGAGAGUGGUCCCCAACUCCUUUUACUCACUCUCUGACACCACCCGCGAGUUCCUUCUAUUCAUAGGUUCCCAGGCCUUCUCAGUCCCUCUCUUCAUGCUGUCCUGUGUGGUGCUGGCUUAUGUUGCUGCCCUGGCAUCGGUCUACGGACAGAGUGUUUCACUCCUAAGAGCACAACUUAAAUUGGAAGGACGUGAUAAGAAAUUCUUGGUCAAGCAAAUAGAGGAAUUAAGUUCAGUGACCAAGAGAAGAGAACAGAACUUCUGAGUGAUCUGUUUACCAUAAAAAUGUAAACCUAUGAGACUGCAUGAACAGACAUGAGUAACCCCAAUAUACCUCAGGUUUUACCUGGAUAUAGCCUGGCUACGUCAGGUAGAAAAUUUUCACUUCAACCAAAUGUUGCUGGGAUUUCAUCUGAAUGCCAUUUCACCAAACUUUCACCACAAAAAAAUGUUCACUGGGUUGAUUCAAUGACAAUUUCUCAUUUCACAAAACCACAAAAAGGACAGUAAUGUGAACUAUACCCACUUUCAUAAUCAGAAAUGUGUGUUUCCUAUAACUGUUUUAUUCCAAAAAUAUUAAAGUGGGCAAAUGAACCUUAAAUUUAUCUGGUCCUCGCUUCACUCUUAUUUAAUCUUUUCACACAAUUUCAGUUUAAAUAAAAACAAUAAUUUCAGUUAAAUAUUUUUUUUUUUUAACCAUAUGGCGAGAAGUAUCGGCUGAAAAGGUAGCGUUCCUUGGUUGAAAAAUAAAGCUUAAAUUUUAAAUUUAGAAUGCAAUACCUUUAAAUAUAUUUUUCUCUUCCUGGUAAGUCAUUUGGCCAAUCUGUGAUUUUCUGUAACUCUGCUUUUUAUGUUAUUUAGGUCAGUUCAGGAUUAGUCAGGAGCCUAUGUUUGAGCUACAUAUAUGUGGAUGGGAAUUACUGUUAACAGUGCUACUCCUUUUAAAGACCACAAGACCAGAGAAAUCAAGACAAAUUAUUAUUGUUGGAUGUUACAUUGAAUGUAUUUGUUUUGGGUAUGCAUUAUUAAGCCAUAAUGGUCUCAGUGAGGAUUAUGAUUUGAGCUGCUGUCUUGAUGAGAGAUUAAAUAAUGCAGGUUUGGUUGAGUUUCUUGUUAUUUGUGAGGACUCUGUGGGAUUCCAGGGGAUCUUCCUUUAUUUUACUUUUUUUGCAGAUGUACAAGAGAUUUAAAGAAUUGCUGCCAUUUGUUAAAUUUUUUUUCUACAGAACUGUAUCAUGGAAAUCAUGUAUCAACGGAUUAAAUCCUUAACUUAAAUCCUUACUGAAA